AUGGCAGACGCGACAUGGCUUUCCGAAGCUGUUGUGGAGUUUCUAAAGGGACCUUUGUACAUAAAUCCCUUGAUGAGUUUCAUUGAUGAGAAAUGCCUCAUUUUCACGCCAGAAGAAGAGAACAAGCUUGAGUACACAACCUGCCACAACGAGUUUAAGGAGUUGGUUGACAAACUCCUAACUGACUUCCUUUUGGAGCUUGGUGUGGGGCCAGAGGAGUUUUACAAGACGGUGUCUGCUGCUCAGGAAACGGACCAGCUCACUGCCUUUGUGGUGCAAACAAUUCUCACAGUGGACGAUUUCCUCAUGUUUAAAGCCAUGAUGGUACGGAGGAACAUCGACCUCACCGCACAGGUUCUGGAGGCAGUGGAGCAGGCUCUGAUGGAGUCGCAGGGGAAAGGGGAGGAAGGGGGGGAGCCCGGCGCCAGUUUGCUGAGCAACCUGACCAGUGAGGAGGAGGAGGUGCUGCGGGAGCCCUACGCUGCACCCGAUUCACAUUUCCGCAUUCCUAAACAGGCAAUGGAGAUUUCCAGUCGACUUCAAGCCGAGUGGGCCGAGGCGGACCGACUCGAGAAGGCCAUGAGGGCGUUACAGCUGGAAGACGAGGAAGCCGCGCUGCCCGUGGCCAUAGCAGCUUCGCUCCGGGAGCAUGCCAAAUUCGAUAGCGAGCUUGCGGACAUUGAGCAGGCAAUCGCGCUGUCCUUGGCGCUUGAGGAGGAACGGCGAAGGUUGGCCUCCCAGGGCAGCGACGGCAGGGCUGCCACUGCUACUGCGGCGGUCCCCGCCAAGGCGGCCGAGCGAGCGCCGCUGCCGCCGGUGAAGGGCGCACCGGCGGCAGGGGCUCCGCCGCAGCCGGCGGCUCCGGCCGCUCCGGCUCCGGCGGCUGACGCAGCGGCUGCUGCUGCGUCCCCGCGGCCCCAGAAGUUUGUUCCAGCGCCGAUUGACGCACCCACCGGCAGCUCGGCUGGCAGGGUUCGUGGCCGGGGUGCGGGCUACAAGAGCGAGGCAUCUUCCGGAGUGGACUUGGAGGCCGUUCGUAAGGCCGCCCAGCAGGCGGCCGAGUCGCAGAAGAAGCUGAUUGGCAAGGGUGACGCUAAUGACGAGGCCAGCAAAUGGCUUCAGGAGGCCAAGAAGAAGUUAGUUGCGCAAAAGCAGGCGGACCGAGAGCAGGAGAUUGAGGCGUACAAGGCCGCGGCGGGAAGCAAGCCCAAGGCUGGCGCUAGCGGUGCCGUGAGCGCGGAUGAGGCCAAGCGCGCGGCCCUUCGUGAAGCGUUGGCCCAGAAGAUGAAGCAGAGCAUCUUGCAGCAGGCAUAG
Molecule: messenger RNA, 1314 nt
Organism: Volvox carteri f. nagariensis
Lineage: Eukaryota; Viridiplantae; Chlorophyta; Chlorophyceae; Chlamydomonadales; Volvocaceae
Exons: 9
Coding region: 1-1314 (437 amino acids)
Cellular component (GO): ciliary base; axoneme
Source: RefSeq, a predicted model, not a curated record